Messenger RNA from Carica papaya (papaya), 748 nucleotides. RefSeq names its product small ribosomal subunit protein uS9. The record is from RefSeq and is a predicted model, not a curated record. Gene Ontology annotation, cellular component: ribosome; cytosolic small ribosomal subunit. Gene Ontology annotation, molecular function: RNA binding; structural constituent of ribosome. Gene Ontology annotation, biological process: translation; maturation of SSU-rRNA from tricistronic rRNA transcript (SSU-rRNA, 5.8S rRNA, LSU-rRNA). NCBI's taxonomy places the organism in Eukaryota, Viridiplantae, Streptophyta, Magnoliopsida, Brassicales, Caricaceae.
CCUUCCUGCCUGGUAUAUAAACCAGCACUUCACAAUGUUCGUCUCUUUCAUUCUAGUAGUAAGUUAGGGUUUGUGUGUCUCUUCUUCCCGCUCGCCGAAAGCAAAACCCUAACCAUGGCAACUCAGGCCAUAGUGGAGUCCGUGCAGUGUUUUGGCCGCAAGAAGACGGCGGUGGCAGUGACCCACUGCAAGCGUGGCCGUGGACUGAUUAAGAUCAAUGGGUGCCCGAUCGAGCUGGUGGAGCCGGAGAUCCUUCGGUUCAAGGCAUAUGAGCCAAUCCUCCUUCUGGGUCGUCACCGUUUUGCUGGAGUGGACAUGAGGAUUCGUGUCAAGGGUGGUGGGCAUACCUCUCAGAUCUAUGCCAUCAGGCAAAGCAUCGCCAAGGCUCUUGUGGCUUUCUACCAAAAGUUCGUGGAUGAGCAACAGAAGAAAGAGAUUAAAGAUAUUCUGGUCAGCUACGAUAGGACCCUUCUCGUAGCUGACCCCAGGAGGUGCGAGCCUAAGAAGUUUGGUGGACGUGGUGCCCGUGCCAGGUUCCAGAAGAGUUACCGUUGAGGUUUUCUUCUAGAUGUUGUGGUUCUCUCAUGUUUAAGAUUCUGGUUAUUUAGUUUCGAGACUUGGAAUGUUAAUUUUUGAUAUUGGUACACUGGCUUGUCCUUUUCAUUUUGCUAAAUCCGGAUACCGUUACUUUGUUCCCAGUUUGCUAUAGAAAUUUAAUGCUUUUAAUCAGAAUUCUUAUUCAUGCCAA